Parnassius mnemosyne (clouded apollo) is the source of this 414-nucleotide messenger RNA. NCBI's taxonomy places the organism in Eukaryota, Metazoa, Arthropoda, Insecta, Lepidoptera, Papilionidae. The record is from the annotation of a GenBank genome assembly.
AUGACCAAAGGUAUGUUGAGGUACUACAAUACCUCACUACUAUGGGCACGUUUAUUAGACAUCAAGACUAAGCGUGGAAACACAAACUUGACCUUCGAAGAAUUAGAAUUCUGCAAAUCAAUAAUGCAGCACGAAUAUAAUGUACGACAACCCAUCUACUUGUUCUCUCAACUCAACAACAACAAAGACUCUAAAAGUCUCACCAACCACAACUUACCAGUUACAGUAGGGAUUGAGGGCUACUGGAUCCUCGGCCUCAUUGAGGAUGGAAGUGAAGAUUUGCGACUAGAGUACGAUUCAAUCAUGGAUGCAUGUGAGUUACACGGUGUACUAGAAAGCGAUGAUGAUUCUCCUGGAUCUGAAUGGAGUGCCACUGAUAUGAAUAACCACGAGAAACUUCUAAAAUCUGUUUAG